AAAAGGUCAGUUUCUCAUAGAUCACAUCUGCAACUAUUACAGCUUGCUGGAAAAAGACUAUUUUGGCAUUCGGUAUGUCGAUGCAGAGAAGCAGAGGCACUGGCUUGAGCCCAACAAGUCCAUCUUCAAGCAAAUGAAAUCUCAUCCACCAUACACCAUGUGCUUUAGAGUGAAAUUCUACCCACAUGAACCCUUGAAGAUUAAAGAAGAGCUCACCAGGUACCUGUUAUAUCUACAAAUUAAAAGAGAUAUUUUCCAUGGCCGUCUGCUGUGCUCGUUUUCGGAUGCUGCCUACCUGGGUGCCUGCAUUGUCCAAGCUGAGCUUGGUGAUUAUGAUCCUGAUGAACACUCAGAAAAUUACAUCAGUGACUUUAAGAUUUUUCCGAAGCAGUCACAAAAGCUCGAGAAGAAAAUAGCAGAAAUACAUAAAAAUGAAUUCAGAGGUCAGAGCCCAGCUAUUGCUGAAUUUAACUUGCUCCUGAAAGCACAUUCUUUGGAAACUUAUGGUGUUGAUCCGCAUCCUUGCAAGGACUCAGCGGGGAUGACCACAUUUUUAGGAUUCACAGCUGCGGGAUUUGUAGUUUUCCAGGGAAAUAAAAGAAUUCAUUUAUUAAAAUGGUGUGAUGUCUAUAAAUUGAAAUUUGAAGGGAAGACUUUUUAUGUGUUUGGAGCUCAGAAAGAGAAAAAGGCCGUGCUGUCUUUCCAUACCUCUACACCAGCAGCCUGCAAACAUCUUUGGAAAUGUGGAGUGGAGAACCAAGCUUUCUAUAAGUAUGCAAAAUCCAGUCAGAUCAAGACCAUGUCCAGCAGCAAAAUAUUUUUCAAGGGCAGUAGAUUUCGAUAUAGUGGAAAAGUAGCCAAAGAGGUUGUGGAGGCAAGCUCUAAGAUCCAGAGGGAACCUCCUGAAGUUCACAGGACCAGUAUUACACAGAGUCGCAGCUCUCCCUCCUUGAACAAGCAACUUAUAAUUAACAUGGAACCUCUGCAGCCCCUCCUUCCUUCCCCAUGUGAGGGGGAAGAGGUGCCUUUAGGUGAAGGUAUCCAGUUGCCAAAAGAGGAUGAGAUCUCAGUUCCUGUGAUUUCCAGCUCCCCAAUUAAGGAAACUGGGCAGAAUGCUGAUCUCACCAGUGAACAGGAGGAGAAGAUGAAAGAGGAACCUUUAACCAUCUCAGAACUGGUGUACAAUCCAAGUGCCAGCUUGCUGCCCACCCCAGUCGAUGAUCAGAUUGACAUGCUCUUCGAUACCUCUCCAAGAGCAGAGAAUGAGAAAGAUGAUACAGAUUCAUUUGAGGAACUGGAAGCAGAUGAAAAUGCAUUUUUGAUCGCAGAGGAGGAAGAAUUGAAGGAAGCUCGGAGAGCACUUAGGUGGAGUUAUGAAUUUCUAAUGGGCAACAUUGAGGUGAAUGCUUUUGUGAAGAGUUUCUCCAGACUUCUUCUUGUUGGCCUUGGACUGUUGUUGUUUGUGUUUCCUCUUCUCCUUGUUCUCUUAGAGUCGGACCUUGAAAUCUCAUUUCUCCAUGAAAUCCGCCAGACACCAGAGUUCCAGCAGUUUCAUAUUGAAUAUUACUGCCCACUUAGACAGUGGCUGGCUUGCAAAGUAAACUUCAUUCGUGAGAUGCUGGGCARCUUUUAAAUUUUAAAGAAAUGCGAUAUAACUAAGGGCUAUAUUCAAAAUUUCAGUUAGUGCCAGCUUUUCAUAAUACCUUCGGGGCCACCAAUAAGUAGCUAUCUUCAUAUUCAGUUUAUUGCAGACAUUCUUAAGUUUCCUUAACAUAUUUAAAGAGCUGCCUUAGUUAUAGGCGUAUAUAGUCACCUUCAGUAACCAAAAAGAAACUUUUAUUUUCAUUGCAUUUCAGACUUCUUGCUCAUCUAUUACAUGAUACUAAAGGGGAUAAUGUUAUUCAUAUUCAUCAUUCAUAACUUAUAAUCCAUGACACUGCAUCUAAUAAAACUGAAAGAAAAAUGCUUUUGAAUAUACUCCUUAGUGCAGCAGUCUCUUCUAACCAAUGCCUAUACAAGCAAUGUUUAUGCUGUUUUUUUUGUUCUUUGGUUUAUUCUUCUGUUUGGAUUUUUACAGUUUUAUGUGUUUAAAAAAUUUUGGUAAAUUUUUAGCAAAACACAACUUCUGAUGUUAUUUAAAUGUACAGAUUGGUAAGAAUUGCACAAGGGCAUGUAGUGUAUUUUUAUGGUUUCAGUAGCGAUUUGUUCUUAUGCUGCUUUUGGCUAGAGAAUGAAUGGGGAUUAAUGUAGCUCUACACACAGGGGCAGUGGUUUGUGUAUAGGAAGUUCACUCAAGUUCAGUGGGGGCUGCCUAGGGGAGUUGAAACGACACCAAGUAAUCAAAAGAUUUUCUGAAUAGUACAGUUGCAAAGCUAGGGGAUCUGAACAGAACUGAAAAUUAAUGAUCUUUCCUCUUCUGUGUCAGUUUGUCAUAUACUUUAAUCAAUGCUGCAGGAAGUCUCUGCAAGAGACUUCCUACAAGCCCAGGUAUGUUUUCAAGUGAUUUCAGUCUUUGGUCUAAAUGUAGAUUACUGUACAUAAUAUGGAAAGAAGAUAAUAGUAAGUAGCAAAAGAAAAAAACCCAAACCAUAGCUAAAUCAGUAGAUGAGUGACCUACUUUUAAAAACAGUAGAGAAGACAACAUAUUCCUAUUUUAAAAACAAAGCAUUAGAUUGUACAGUUGACAUGAAAGUAUUCUACUGAGUCUCAGUUUAAGGAUUAAGCAUUAAGAGAUGUAUCUUCCCCUUGAUGCUCUUUAGUACUAAUCUCUUAAGACUUAACAUUUUCUGUGCUUACAGAUGGGUCUUCCUUCUAUCCAUAGCAGCAUACUUAUCCUCUUUCCCGAUUAUUAUGAGCCUAGUUACAGUCUAGUGCUGUUUCAUGUAACAUGGAUUUGUGUAUCUACAGUUAUUCCAGUAUUGCUUAGAAGAUAUACUAACAUAAAUUUUGUCCAAAGCUGAGGGCGUUUGAAGGUUCCCAGAUGAUCCAUUUAAGCAGAACUUCAUUCUUUUCUUCCUUGAUCUUUGCACAGACAAAGCUCCUAGUUAAGCUAGAGAGUUGUUCAUUUCUGCCUCCAAGAUUUAUGAACUGGAGGCAUACUUCAGGCUGUGUUGUUAGAUGUUGAUUUAAACUAUUAUAGCCACAUCUGUAAUUCCUACUGCAUUAAGUCUUUUAGCUUUGAUAAUGGCAGUCUCCAUAUAAGAUUCUUCCUUUCCUUUCCUCUCCACAUUUUUAUGAAGGACAAAACAUUUGAAAGCUCUUAGGAGCUACUUAAUGCAAUUGAAAAUUUAUGUAUUUCAUUUCCCGACCAACAAAGGCUAAAUUGAGCAGCUGUCUUUCUUUUUUCUCAUCUUUAUUUCUCCUUGCCAAUCUGUUCCUCAGAAAAAUUACUGAUUUGUUACUUGAUGUGUAUUUCAUCUUGCACUACUUGCAGCUAAUGAUCCUUGCCCAUCAGGUAGAAAUCACUCAGCCUAAUAGAAAUGGAGAGUGAACUAAAGUAGACAUUUGACCUUAUCAGGAAAUUAUUCACUUCUAGAAUAUCUAAACAAAGGUGAAAAAUGGUGUUUUGAAUAGUGAAGGCUGUGAGAGAUGGCAUCCUGCUGGACUACAGAGACAAGGUUCCAUACAGGCUCUUCCUUAAGUCUAAUAAUUUACCAAAAAAAAAGAAAAAAGAAGAAGACUUAUGUCCUGUAUUCUAAGAUAUAGUCUUGCCUCUGUAAAUCACAGCACUUCAGAAGACAUAAUAUUGAUUUAGCUCUAUAACAAAGUAGUUGAGUUGCAUGAGAAGGUAACCUCAGAGAAUGUGCAGUGCUGUAAGAUUCUGUGUGGUCACAUGCAAGAUCAUGCAUGCACRUGUGCUUGCCUUUACUAACCAUAUGCAUACAUUCAGGCCUGGCCUUUUAAAAUUCUUCCCAUCCUCUGUGAUAUAUUAUGGUCUACCAAAGUAAGUUAACUGAAGGUCAUGACAGUCCUAUAACUUAAAGUGCCAGGACCACAUAACACACUCAGAAGCAUAUGGAUGAGGACAGGCAGACAGAGUAGCAGGGUCUGUACUUUCUUGGUAAGAAUGAGAGUUGGAUUAUGGAGAAUCUGUAGGUACAGUAUUGUGUAUUUAUGUCUGUGCUUGGAUUAUAUUGUAAAAUGUUAUGUACUUGAAAUCUAUUUUGUGGUUUGUCAAAUAUUUAUAAACACAACUCUGGGAAGAAUUAAAAAUUGUUUUAUUUCAUUGGAGACUGGGGGAAAAUAUACCUGUAACUCGAGCCUUAUC
This is a messenger RNA of Nothoprocta perdicaria, 4267 nucleotides long. It is a transcript of the gene FRMD3, whose product is annotated as FERM domain containing 3. The transcript has 13 exons. Gene Ontology annotation, cellular component: cytoskeleton. The record is from RefSeq and is a predicted model, not a curated record. Bases 134 to 1633 code for a protein of 499 amino acids. NCBI's taxonomy places the organism in Eukaryota, Metazoa, Chordata, Aves, Tinamiformes, Tinamidae.